AUGGCCGGUCCAGUCUUGUCGGGUUCAACAGACUCUUAUUUCUGGACACAUCUGGUCAUGCAGUUCAGCCACUUCGAGCCUACUGUCCGCCACGCCGUUUUGUCGAUUAGUUCGCUCUACGAGGAAUUCGCUAGGGGUUCGAGGAUUACGCGCCAGAUAUGCGGUAGCACGUUUGCAAUUGGUCACUACAACGCUGCUAUUCAACAGGUCAAGUCGUUGGGUGACGAGCAGCUGAUUCUGUUGCUUUGCGUCCUCUUUAUCUGCAUUGAGUAUCUGCAGGGAGAUAUUUAUUCCGCUCUCCAGCACUGUAGGCACGGCAUCAUGAUUCUAAACGACUCCGGUUGUCCAGGUUGGGCGCGACACCACCUUGUCCCCAUAUUUCGUCGCUUAAGCCUUAUACCGUUCUUCUUCGGCGGUAUGCAGUCCAUGCGCCUACCGAAACUCAUUGGCCUUGAUGAGGCUGUGCCUCAAGAGUUUACUAAUAUUGCAGAGGCUCAGUCCUUCAUUGACAACCUCAUGUUUCGAGCGAUGGAGUGUAUUCUGGACGGGUAUGAUAACCAGAGGCCUACUCUUAUCGCACUAUUGGAUGAGUGGGAGUUGAAAGCCAGGAACCUGGAGCAUAUCAUUCCUGCUUCCUCCGCCACAAAAAAGUAUGCUUUCUACGGUAUGCAGAUCAAGCAUAGAGUCACGAGCAUAUACAUUCACAAACCACACAAGGCGACAGAGAUGUGGUACGAUCAGCAUCUGGACGACUUCCGAAACAUCGUAGAUUUGGCAAGAAAAGCUGCAGCUGCAUGGAACAUUGCUCAACAAGAACACGUCCCAGACAGUAGCUUCACUUUCGAGAUGGGUCUAUUACCCCUGACUUUCUUCGCUGUCAUGAAAUGCCGGAAUCUCAAGAUCCGUACCGAAGCUUUGUCAUUGGUACCGAGACUCGGUCCAGCUAAAGAGGGCCUUUUCGACGUAGGCACUCUAUAUAGAGUUGGCAGACGUCAGAUCGAACUCGAACACGACAUCUUGUUAGACGACAGCAAAAUGAGUUUCAAACAGGCAGAUGAAACUUUACCUCCGGAAGAACAACGUUUCUUCACUGUACAAGUCAAGCAGGAGUUAGAAGUCAUAUCUGAUCCGGAUGGUCGCAUUUGUUACAAGAGACAGGUUCAUUUCUUGAGAAGAGACCAUGGCGGUGGGGUAUUCGCGAGGGAAGAAUACAUCAAUGACGACAAACCUAAAGGGUGCAAUCUACAUAUUCCGCCAAUGCGAAGCGCGUUGCGAAUGUAG
Fusarium coffeatum is the source of this 1281-nucleotide messenger RNA. RefSeq lists its product as uncharacterized. The record is from RefSeq and is a predicted model, not a curated record. The transcript has a single exon. Lineage: Eukaryota; Fungi; Ascomycota; Sordariomycetes; Hypocreales; Nectriaceae. The coding region runs from base 1 to 1281 and encodes 426 amino acids.